AUGGUGAUGACAACGGAAAGGAGGAAGGUGGCAGACAUGCUAAAUUUUCUUCGGGGCGAGAGGACUCGAGUCCAACUAGCUCUCAUCACGGUCCAGUUGGGCUACGGUGUCUAUUAUGUCCUGACCAAGGCAGCCAUAAGUGGGGGAGUGAACCGGUUUGUCUUUGCAGUGUACAGGGACGCAAUUGCUCUGUGUCUACUGGAGAAAAAUCUACGAACUCCCUUGACAGUACCCAUCUGCUUGCUCAUCUGCUUGUUGGGAUUCAUGAGCAUAUAUCUGCAGCAGACUCUAUUUCUGGCCGGUUUGGCCUACAUCAACACGGCUUUCGCAGCCGCCAUGCAGAAUGCCAUUCCAGUCUUCAUAUUCAAUAUUGCAGUCGUCUGUAGGUUCGAGGUCCGCUUGAACAAACCCGAUGGCAUGGCCAAAGUGGUGGGCAUCUUCUCAGCAGUAAUUGGGGCUUUCACGAUGUGUCUUUACAAGGGCCCAAAUAAUUUCGGCACAGAACCGGAACAGCAGGAGCAGGCAGCUGAAAACGUGGCGAUCAGUGGUGCGGAUAGUUGGCUGGCCUCCACUCUGCUCAGCUAUGGAGUCGAUUACUGGCAGAUGGGUGCUCUGUGCCUGGUGGCCAACUGCCUCUGCAUGGGUAUAUACACGACCCUGCAGAUCCCUGCAUUGAAGAGGUUCCCAGCCCCUGCCUCGCUCUCUGCUUCUUCCAUCUUCGUCGGAGCCUUAUGUCUUCUGAUCACGGGGCUCUCGAGCGUGUCUGAAGCUUCUGAAUGGAUGCUGCACUCUCCUGGGACGAUUGUGUCAGUGGUGUACGCUGGAGCUGUUGCUUCCGGACUCAACUUCUCUCUGCAGACAUGGGCGAAUCAGCGUGGUGGCCCAGUGCUUGUAGCUGCCUACAUUCCUCUCCAGACUGUGUUCUCUGCAGUUCUUGGAGUUGUCAUUCUAGAUGACCCUCUUUACUUGGGAAGCGUCAUCGGAGCUGUGCUCAUCUUGGUCGGUCUGAACCUCGUCAUCUGGGGCCAGCGUCUGCUCAGGCUUGCCAAAGAGAGAGAUUGUCUUGCAUUUCCAUUUCAAGCUGCGGAAGAUGAUGUUAAAGUGCCUCUGCUCCAAAAUCAACCAGUUAACACAACGUACGGCUCGGUUCGAAGAUGA
This is a messenger RNA of Marchantia polymorpha subsp. ruderalis, 1158 nucleotides long. NCBI's taxonomy places the organism in Eukaryota, Viridiplantae, Streptophyta, Marchantiopsida, Marchantiales, Marchantiaceae. The record is from the annotation of a GenBank genome assembly.